AUGGCGACUCCCUCAUCGAAGCCAAACCCCGGAGCGACUCCGACACAUCUGACCUCGUCGCCUCGUCCGUCUGGUGCUCAUAUGGCCCGUCCGAUUUCCCACAAAUCGCCCUCAACGAGAACGCCUUCAGCUUCCGGUCAUGGACACAACCAACCCCCCGUUUCAAUGCACCAAUAUUCUACCCCUCUCGCCGCGACUACCGGAGCCGAGGACCCCGUUACCUUCAGUUCUCCGUCGGCUCUCCUCGCGCUUGGUGGCUAUAGCGGGAUCAGUCCGUCCCCCGCCGGACACGAUGGUCUUGUCGGCGCAGGCAUGAACGAGAAUGAUAUCCAGGCCUUGGGCAUGCCGGGACUGAAGCUCGGGGGUGCUCGCGACAGCGAGGAGGAGCGCAGAAGACAUAUAGAUGAUGUGGUUCAGCUCCUACGAGCCCGAGUCUCGGGGCGGGGUGUGUGCAGGGAGGGUAUUGAGCGACUGAGUGAUCUCGAAGGGUUCGAGUCGAUUUGGCAGGAAGACAGUCUCAGCAUUGCGGGGAACUUUGUCGAUCUGGAGAUUGACUUCCACCGGGGGUAUAAUGUGGUGAAGGAUGUUAGUCUGAAGUAUGCGACGCCUGAUGCGCAAGAUGGGGAGCAGCGUGACGAGGCUACGGCAGUGCUUAAGCGCGAUCUGAUACAGUCGCCGGAGGAAGGAGACCGGGGUGCUUGGAAGUCGUUGCGUGGGUUCCAUGAGAAUCUACAGUGGCUUGCCAAACAUGAUCGGCUUAGUCAGGAGGUCAAUUGUUUCGAGGCCAUUGAGGGUCUUUACGAGAGCUUGAAGCGCGUGUGGGAGGCGGAGUGGAAACAUCGCAAGUUUGCGGGGGUGUACGACCAUCUUUGCAGUGGCUGGGUUGGCCAGCCGUGUAUGCACAAGGGGAGUCGCAUUGGACUUGGUUUGGAUUACUGGGUGCAGCAAGCACGGGUUCUGGAUGCGAAGGAGAAGCAGAAGACGUCGUCUGAUGCGAUGGUGGUUGAUGCGACGAAUGGGCAGCCGUCGGAUGAUGAGCCGAGCAGUUUGGAGGGGAAAUGGAGCAUCGUGGUGGAGUGCGAAGAGGGUUACCCGUCCCUCCGUGUGUCGAAGGACUGGGUUGGGUCUGAGGUGUUGACGGGAGUCAAUAACAAUGACAAUGGGCCGUCGUCGAGUGAGGCGCAUGGGUCCGAAGCUGCAGUUGUCAAUUGGGUUGAUCCGCCGGCGACGUUGACCAACAAUCAAGGUCACCCUGACGCCAUGGCACUUGACUCGAACAUGCUGGGUUCUUCUGCUCCUAAUCGUCGAUUCGUGGCGAAGUUGGAGCCGGCCUUGGAUCUACCGAUUCUGGCAGCAUCUGAUAUUUACCGGCAUCUUGGAAUGCAAUUGCCGCAAGAAUUCAAGAUGGUCACCUACGAUGGACUCCUGGCCCCGGGCUGGUCGCCUCUGUCGGCAGCAGGUGCUAUGGGUUUGGGGCCCGAGGAGGCCUCUCAGCUUGAGCGGAGGAGACGCAGAAUGUCGGUGCAAUCGGUUGACAGUACGGGCAAGCCGUGUACGAAGCAUCACAGUUAUACUUUUCAGCCGUUUGAAUCUGUGGCAGGCCGAACAUUGAGGGAUAUCCCGUUUGCACAUCCCCGGCAACUCGCAGACAUUAUCCCGAUCCUUCGUCAGUACGCCUUUUUGGCCAACCUUAUCCGCAGCGUUUUCAGCUCCUCGUACAAGCCUGAUGAGGAUAAACCCGCCACGCCCGCUGAUUCUUCGAAUAUCUCAUUCAGUCCACCCAGGUUUACCGAUGGAAAUUCGAAGAAGGAUGUCAUUAUCUUGAGCAAUGCCGACCCGAACGAGAAGAGGCUUGAUGCACUGCUGGGAGGCUUCGAGAAACUAGCAACUUCGCCUAGUGCUAAGGGUAAAGGCCCUGUGGGGGUGGGAAACGGAAACUCUGGUCCCAAUUCUACUUUUGAUGAUGUCAAGGUAGACGUAACGUUGCGGACGCAACUAGGACAAGCACCGGUGAUCAUGCUACUUUUCGCGGUGGAUCAACCAGACGAAGCGUCGGAAUCCGCCAACGCGGAGGCGGCAUUGACGAAGGUGUCUAUUAGUUUGGAAGUUGGACUGAACGGCCGGGUCUCCGUUGUGGACAUGACGGGUCUCCUAGAUGACAAUAACACUACCACCACAGACAACAUGGAGGACACGCCAGAGAGAAAGACUCUCGAGCUGCAAAGCAAAAUCGCAAAUGUGCUGGAAAUAUCACAGGACAUUGGGAUCUUGGUGGAAUGGAUUUUACGAUGGGCGCGGCAGCGGAAGGGCCGCUGA
Messenger RNA from Aspergillus tubingensis, 2316 nucleotides. Its product is annotated as RNA polymerase II mediator complex middle subunit MED1. Gene Ontology annotation, biological process: regulation of transcription by RNA polymerase II. Lineage: Eukaryota; Fungi; Ascomycota; Eurotiomycetes; Eurotiales; Aspergillaceae. The record is from RefSeq and is a predicted model, not a curated record. Gene Ontology annotation, cellular component: mediator complex. The coding region runs from base 1 to 2316 and encodes 771 amino acids. Gene Ontology annotation, molecular function: transcription coregulator activity. The transcript is spliced from 2 exons.